Messenger RNA from Myotis myotis, 8774 nucleotides. It is a transcript of the gene ATP2B1, whose product is annotated as ATPase plasma membrane Ca2+ transporting 1. Gene Ontology annotation, molecular function: PDZ domain binding; P-type calcium transporter activity; ATP binding. The record is from RefSeq and is a predicted model, not a curated record. Lineage: Eukaryota; Metazoa; Chordata; Mammalia; Chiroptera; Vespertilionidae. Gene Ontology annotation, cellular component: membrane; intracellular membrane-bounded organelle. Bases 2100 to 5849 code for a protein of 1249 amino acids. The transcript is spliced from 23 exons. Gene Ontology annotation, biological process: calcium ion transmembrane transport; regulation of cytosolic calcium ion concentration.
UCAGCUGCGCGCAGCCCCCUCGUGCUCGGCCGUCCGCCGAGUGGCCGCCGGCCCCGCCCCUAGCGGGUCGGGCUGCGGUGCUCAGCGAGGGGUCUGCACCCCGCCCGCCGCUGCCUUUGCGGAUGGCGGCGGGAGGCUGGCGGAGCUACCCGUGCUGAGCGCGGCGCGCCCAGUGUGCGGCUUUGCGGAGCCGAGGAGGCGGGUCCUGCGGGGACCCGGGCGGCCACUCGGCGGCUGCCGGGCUCUGGGCGGGGGCCGAGCCGGGUGCCGCCUCCUGCUCUGCCGCCUCCUCACUGUGCAGCGUGAGUAGGGAGCCCCGGCUGGUGGACGCCGAGCCUCUCGGCUCCGUAGCCUCAUCCCCGAAGUGCAGCCGCAUCUCCGCGUGGCGCGCUCAGCCCUGCGAGCAGGCUGCGGACUCGCCGAGGACCGAGCCCCUGUGCUCUGCGCUUCCCGCUGUCCCUCACCCAGCCCCGACCCCCGGCAGCCCCCCCUUCCUUUUCUCCUUUGGAAAAUGGUUCCUGCUGCCGGGCGAGGUCUAUGCUUGUAUCUGGACUGUCUGCCUUUCAACAUGGAAGCCUUUGUUGUGUUUAACCUCCUCCACCUGAGGACGGUCUUACUUUAAAAUAACGCUCUUGUACAGCGUGGGCGUAUUUUCUAAGAAGUACUUGUAAGGAUCUGCUUUGUAUGAGGCUCUCCUUGAACAGAGGGUGUGUAACCCUUUGGAUGGUGGCCCACAGGAGUGAAUGGAGGGCCUUCACCGCUUGCCCUGCUGCUAGCCUUCCCCAGACUCCUUAUCCUUGUGAGUGGCACAGACGGAUCCGGGGAAUUAGUAGGAUUGGAGGGGAACCUCUUUUUGUAUUUGGCCUUUCUGCUGGGUCCCCCCUCCCCCUCUUUUUUUUUCUUUUUCCACCUGAUGAGUUCAGAUUUGAAGUAAAUAGAAACAUUUUCUUUAAAGGAGACAUUGAAAGCUAGUAUAUGAAAUGGGCUUAUUUAGCCAUGACUUCAGGGGGAUGUUUUUAGCUUCUACCUUGCUUUGGGUGAGACAGUUAAAUUGCUGUAAUUAAGGGUGAAUCUCUGUCCUGAUUUUGGCUUGGAUGUAACUGCUAAGAUCUUUGAAAAGUGUUAUUGCCUACCAUAUAGUCUGCAAAAGUGAGUCACAAUCGGGUGAGUUGAGGACAGAGCGCCACCUUUAAUUUAAAAUUUCAUGAUUUUGUUUUAUUAAAAUGGUGAAAAUUCAGAGUACGCCUUCUUGAUUUUUAUUGCAGUUGUCAUUACUGGCAUCCUCAUUUAGGUGUAUGAGAUGGUUUUGUCUUCAUUUUCCUGUAAUUCUUGACUCUUUUAGGGGGAUUUCUGCAACUAUAUGGGAAAUCAUGGUUUUUAAAUUGAAGCUUGGGGUUCAAUGUAGGAUUUUGAGAUGAGGUGAGAAACUUGAUUUCUGCUUAUGAUAAAGUAAUAGGGGCAAUGAUAUCUAGACACUUAGAAAAAGAAAUAAGGAAAGUAAUAGCUGCAUUGUAUGUGACAGCUAGCAUUGACACCAAAUAAGGGUUCCUACCAGGAUGAUAGUGGUCUUACCAUUAUUUUUUUUUUAGCUUGUGUGCUAUUAACAUUCUAAAGUAAACAUGUACAAUUAUUAACGUUGCUUGAAUAAGGUCUAGUAAUUCUUUUUGUUUGUUACUCAUCUUCCAACAGUUUGCCUUUCAUAGUUUUGCAAUUACUUGUUUUUAAAUAAUACAAAUAAGGACUUGCAGCAGGACUAACAUGCAAAGUUAUUAAAGACCAUGUUGGAACAAGUGGUUCCUAUAUAUCCUCUCGAAUAUAUCACAUAUAAAGGAAAAUGGAGUUUUUAAUGCUGAGAAACCAAAUGCUAUAGUGACUGUUGAACUGAUGUGUACAUCUCAUGAUUGAUGUGAAGAAACUAGUCAUGGGCCAAAGGUCAAGAUACUUCUCUGGGAAAUGCUGAUGCUGCUUUACAAAGUCAUACAAUGAGUGUUUGGUUUAAGAACGAUUUUCAUAUUUAAAAGAUUUCCAUCUUGGAAAUAUAUCAAGUGAAAAUUAAAAUCUUUUGGGAAACAUUUUCCUUCUAAAAAAUUAUACUUGUAAUGGGCGACAUGGCAAACAAUUCUGUUUUAUAUAGUGGAGUUAAAAACUCUUUGAAGGAAGCUAAUCAUGAUGGAGACUUUGGAAUUACGCUCGCAGAGCUGCGGGUUCUCAUGGAUCUCAGGUCUACCGAUGCUUUACGAAAAAUACAGGAAAGCUAUGGAGAUGUCUAUGGAAUUUGCACCAGGUUGAAAACAUCUCCCAAUGAAGGUUUAAGUGGAAACCCUGUAGAUAUAGAAAGAAGAGAAACAGUGUUUGGAAAGAACUUUAUACCUCCUAAAAAGCCAAAAACCUUUCUUCAGUUAGUAUGGGAAGCAUUACAAGAUGUCACUUUAAUUAUAUUAGAAAUUGCAGCCAUAGUAUCACUGGGCCUUUCUUUUUAUCAUCCUCCAGAAGGGGACAAUGCACUUUGUGGAGAAGUUUCUGUUGGAGAGGAAGAAGGUGAAGGUGAAACUGGUUGGAUUGAAGGAGCUGCAAUCCUCUUGUCAGUAGUAUGUGUGGUACUGGUGACGGCUUUCAAUGACUGGAGUAAGGAGAAGCAGUUUAGGGGUUUGCAGAGUCGAAUUGAACAAGAACAGAAGUUCACAGUCAUCAGGGGUGGUCAGGUCAUUCAGAUACCUGUAGCUGACAUUAUUGUUGGAGAUAUUGCUCAAGUGAAAUAUGGUGAUCUUCUUCCAGCUGAUGGCAUACUUAUUCAAGGCAAUGAUCUUAAAAUUGAUGAAAGCUCAUUGACUGGUGAAUCUGAUCAUGUUAGAAAGUCUUUAGAUAAGGAUCCCUUACUUUUAUCAGGUACUCAUGUAAUGGAAGGCUCUGGAAGAAUGGUAGUUACUGCUGUAGGUAUAAAUUCUCAAACUGGAAUUAUUUUUACCUUACUUGGAGCUGGAGGUGAAGAGGAAGAGAAGAAAGAUGAGAAGAAAAAGGAAAAGAAAAAUAAGAAACAAGAUGGAGCUAUUGAGAAUCGCAACAAAGCAAAAGCCCAGGAUGGUGCAGCCAUGGAAAUGCAGCCUUUGAAGAGUGAAGAUGGUGGAGAUGGUGAUGAAAAAGACAAAAAGAAAUCAAAUUUGCCAAAAAAGGAAAAAUCUGUUUUACAAGGGAAACUUACAAAGCUGGCUGUUCAGAUUGGCAAAGCAGGUUUGUUGAUGUCUGCCAUCACAGUUAUCAUUCUAGUGUUAUAUUUUGUAAUUGAUACAUUCUGGGUUCAGAAGAGACAAUGGCUUGCUGAGUGCACACCGAUUUACAUACAAUAUUUUGUGAAGUUCUUCAUUAUUGGAGUUACGGUUUUAGUGGUAGCUGUGCCAGAAGGUCUUCCACUUGCAGUCACUAUCUCAUUGGCUUACUCAGUCAAGAAAAUGAUGAAAGAUAAUAACUUAGUAAGGCAUCUGGAUGCUUGUGAAACCAUGGGAAAUGCCACAGCCAUUUGCUCAGAUAAAACAGGAACAUUGACAAUGAACCGAAUGACAGUUGUUCAAGCUUAUAUAAAUGAAAAGCAUUACAAAAAGGUCCCUGAGCCGGAAGCUAUUCCACCAAAUAUCUUGUCUUAUCUUGUAACAGGAAUUUCAGUGAAUUGUGCUUAUACAUCAAAAAUACUGCCCCCAGAGAAAGAGGGUGGAUUACCUCGUCAUGUUGGUAAUAAAACUGAAUGUGCCUUGUUGGGAUUUCUUUUGGAUUUAAAACGGGAUUAUCAGGAUGUUAGAAAUGAAAUACCAGAAGAAUCACUGUACAAAGUCUACACCUUCAAUUCUGUUAGGAAGUCCAUGAGUACUGUCCUGAAAAAUUCUGAUGGAAGUUAUCGAAUAUUCAGCAAGGGUGCAUCUGAGAUAAUUCUGAAAAAGUGUUUCAAAAUCUUGAGUGCUAAUGGUGAGGCAAAAGUAUUCAGACCAAGGGACCGUGAUGAUAUUAUAAAAACUGUGAUUGAACCGAUGGCAUCAGAAGGCUUGAGAACCAUAUGUCUUGCAUUCAGAGAUUUCCCAGCAGGAGAACCAGAACCAGACUGGGAUAAUGAAAAUGAUAUUGUCACCGGCCUUACAUGCAUUGCUGUUGUGGGGAUUGAAGAUCCAGUGAGACCGGAGGUACCAGAUGCAAUAAAGAAAUGUCAGAAGGCUGGAAUUACUGUGCGGAUGGUCACUGGUGAUAAUAUUAAUACUGCUCGGGCUAUUGCCAGCAAAUGUGGUAUUUUACACCCCGGAGAAGAUUUCCUAUGUAUAGAAGGUAAAGAUUUCAACAGAAGAAUACGAAAUGAAAAAGGAGAGAUUGAGCAAGAGCGGAUAGACAAGAUUUGGCCAAAGCUUCGAGUACUUGCAAGAUCAUCUCCUACUGACAAACAUACACUGGUUAAAGGUAUAAUUGACAGCACAGUCUCAGACCAACGCCAGGUUGUGGCGGUAACCGGUGAUGGUACAAAUGAUGGUCCGGCACUGAAAAAAGCUGAUGUUGGAUUUGCAAUGGGCAUCGCUGGGACUGAUGUAGCUAAAGAAGCGUCUGAUAUCAUUCUCACAGAUGACAACUUUACAAGCAUUGUUAAAGCAGUUAUGUGGGGACGAAAUGUCUAUGACAGCAUCUCAAAAUUCCUUCAGUUCCAGCUUACUGUUAAUGUCGUAGCAGUGAUUGUUGCUUUCACAGGCGCCUGUAUUACUCAAGAUUCACCACUUAAAGCUGUGCAGAUGCUGUGGGUAAACCUCAUCAUGGAUACGCUCGCUUCCCUGGCCCUGGCAACUGAACCCCCCACUGAGUCUCUCCUGCUUCGGAAACCUUAUGGUAGAAAUAAACCUCUCAUCUCACGCACGAUGAUGAAGAACAUUUUGGGUCAUGCAUUCUAUCAACUGGUAGUAGUCUUUACACUCUUGUUUGCUGGAGAAAAGUUUUUUGAUAUUGAUAGUGGAAGAAAUGCUCCUUUGCAUGCACCGCCUUCGGAACAUUACACUAUUGUUUUUAAUACAUUUGUGCUGAUGCAACUUUUCAACGAAAUAAAUGCCCGGAAAAUUCAUGGUGAAAGAAAUGUGUUUGAAGGAAUCUUUAAUAAUAUCAUCUUCUGCACAAUUGUUUUAGGCACUUUUGUGGUACAGAUAAUAAUUGUGCAGUUUGGUGGAAAACCUUUCAGUUGUUCAGAACUUUCCAUAGAACAGUGGCUAUGGUCAGUAUUCCUAGGAAUGGGAACGUUACUCUGGGGCCAGCUUAUUUCAACAAUUCCAACUAGCCGUUUAAAAUUCCUCAAAGAAGCUGGUCAUGGCACCCAAAAGGAAGAAAUACCUGAGGAGGAGUUAGCAGAGGACGUGGAAGAAAUUGACCACGCUGAGAGGGAGUUGCGGCGUGGCCAGAUCUUGUGGUUUAGAGGUCUGAACAGAAUCCAGACGCAGAUGGAUGUAGUGAAUGCUUUCCAGAGUGGAAGUUCCAUUCAGGGGGCUCUAAGGCGGCAACCCUCCAUCGCCAGCCAGCAUCAUGAUAUUCGAGUGGUGAAUGCAUUUCGUAGUUCUUUAUAUGAAGGGUUAGAAAAACCGGAAUCAAGAAGUUCGAUUCACAACUUUAUGACACAUCCUGAGUUUAGGAUAGAAGAUUCAGAGCCUCAUAUCCCCCUUAUUGAUGACACUGAUGCUGAAGAUGAUGCUCCUACAAAACGUAACUCCAGCCCUCCACCCUCUCCCAACAAAAAUAACAAUGCUGUUGACAGCGGGAUUUACCUUACGAUAGAAAUGAACAAGUCUGCUACCUCUUCAUCCCCAGGAAGCCCACUACAUAGUCUGGAAACAGCACUCUGAUUGUAAGCUGAAUGCUAACACACUAGCUGCAUUGUAAAGAAACAAAUUGAAACUGGGUCUUCACAUAUUGUGACGGACAAGAUAGUAUUCUUGUCUUUGGACUUCAACAGAAGACACACUUGUACGAAUGUAGAUUUAUUUUUUUAAAAAAACGCAAAGCUUUCUGCCAGACUGAGGGUGCUUUUUGGGGGGUGGGAGAAAUGAACUGACAGAUGAACAGUAACUCAGCAUAAGUGGACCUGUGGAUCAUCGGUAGUACUAAGAAUGGUCCUGAACAGUUUGUUAGGAGAGCUUUAGUUUAUCUCAACCCUGGAUGGGAGAGAGGGAGGAGUAAAGCUGGGCAGGCAAAGAGCCCUGGAUCAUAGAAUUGAUACUUUAAUUUCUGCUGUUGGCUGUUAAUAAAUUGGAUUAUUUAUGUUUAUAAAUGAUACAGAUCUGUUUACAAGGUUUGUAGAUACUUUUUUUGUUCCUGUUCAUAGAUGGGAAGCUUCCUUAUCACUGAUGCAGAGAAAAAUUAGUCCUUCAAAUACUGCUCUAUUUUCAGGAAAAAUUAAAAAAGGGUGUUUCUAUUGAAACUGUACUAAAUUUUUGCCUACAAUUUACCUUGUUAAAUAUUGUAGAUAAAUUGCUAAUACUAAUAGCCAAAUAGAUAACACUAAUGCUUUGUUUAAAAAAACAAACAAAAAAACAACAAAACAAAACAAAAAAAAACAUGAGCAGUGGUGUUCUAAUAAAGUUAUGGCAUCUGUUCUAAUUAGUUUCUUAAAUACAUUUACUACUUAAUGGUUUUGAAACAACUGUUUAAUUUUUAAAAUUUUUGAAAACUUGCUAAUAACCUUUUUGUUCAGAAUUUGGUAGAUUGUUUAAUGUGGGACAUCAACUGCAUAAUGAAAGAUGCUUGAAAUGCUUUUGUUGUUUCAGGCAAAUCAAAGUAAAUCAAGCUCUCAGACCACAAGAGAACCUUAGUCCUUUAUGUUUUUGUCUAAACAUGUUAGUUCAGUGAUGUCUUGGUGAACUGUGAGUGAACUGUAUUGAUUUUUCUAAUAAAUCCUUAGAAACCUUCAUACAGCAUGAGGGCUGUUGGCAUUUUGAAAAAGGUUAAUAAGUAGAAGCAUACAUGUUUUCCUUUUGUUUUUGAAACUUGUUUGUAAACAUAAAUAAAUCUCCCUUUUAUUAAAUAAAUUCACGGCAAUGUUUUUUUAAAAGGCAUUUCAGCUUCUUUACUCAAUUCUGCAUAUAUGGUGCAACAGUCUGUUCUUUUUAGCCACAAUUGGAAUAAGUUUCAAGGUGAUAACAGCCCUAUGAAGUACUGCUUAAAUUCCUAGGUGAUAAUCUAGUAGAACCAGAUUAAGAAAAUUAUCACAAUUUCACCACUCAACAUAUUCUUCAUUGAGUUUAGUUUGUCUAAAAUAGUCUCACAGUUUUUUUGACCACAAUUGUCUCUGAUACAUUUAUUUUAAUUCUUAAGUGGCCAAAUAACAACUUAGGUAAAAUGAGAUGAUAUGAAAAGAUGAAAAAGGUCAUAUAUAGAUAUAAUAAUUAACCAUAUGCUGGAAUGCCCAUUUCUAAGCCAAUUCGAUUCUUUGUCUUUUCUUUCUUUUGUCUACUUUCCCCCCUUUUUUGCCUCUGUCUUUACCUUUUAGGAACUGGCAUUGUGUUAGGGCCCAGAUUUCACCAGGUAUACAAUCCUCAGGCUGACAUAAAGUUUACGCGAGGACUACUACAACAUCUGACCCAGCAAAGAAACAUUUAGUUGAUGGUGCUUGAUAUUUUUGGUGGGUGGGGGAAAAUCUUUUUUUCUCCAUCAAUCCUUUGCAGUAAUCCUCUGCAAGUCUCAGAAACACAUUGGCUCUGUCAGCAUUUGUAAUUGUACAUUUAUUUAUCAGGUAUUUAUGCGAAUUAUACUGUAAAAAGAGAUAGCAUGAUAUGCUGGAAAGCAUACCAGGCUAGGUGUCAAGACCUGGUUUCUAGUACCGGUUUUGCCUUUAACGUGCUGCAUGACCUUGGGAAAAUCAUUAAUCCUAAAGGAGGGUGGUGGACUAGACUAACUCGAAGAACCCUUUCUACUCUAAAUAUUGACCCUAUCAACUAGAAAAGCCUAUAAGGCAUAGGGAAUAGAGAAAAGGGAGAUAUUUUCAGUUUUCUCUUUAAUUUUGGUUAUGCUUAAAUAUGAAUGUAUUUACCAAAAGAUUUAGAAGUGCAUGUGCUUUGGAGGAUUUGUAUUGAGCUUUUACAGUAUUCAUUUUUCAACUCAAGGCAAUGGCUUUUUACACCAACUCUAAUCCAUAAACGGGUCUUAUGACAUCCAUGAAGUAGUAGCAAGACAUACUUAGUGUGUAUUUCUCUCUUUGAGACACUGUAAUUUCUACCAGAAAUUUCCAGAGCAUUAUGUAAGUAGAAAAAAAAAUGCAAGCAAGCUGUUAAAGAUCUUGGAUCCCAUUAUAUAUGUAUAGCUGAAAUCAGCAUCUGUAAUUCAAUCACUUUUUCUCUUUUAUCCUCUAACCAAAAAAUUGUUUAAUUUUGCAUCCCAAAUGUUUUUAAUCUUUGUAUAUUUUUUAAAAAUCCUUUCUCCUCAUCAUUGCCUUUUUUGUGGUUGUAAAUAGACUUAACUUGCACUUUGAAGAUGAGUUACUCCUUGUCAUCUUACAAAUAUGUGAUAUGGUAAUUUUCAUAACAGAUGUCAGUUUUGAACCAAGAAAUGGUGAUUUGUUUAUAAGAAAAAAAAAACUGGCUUCAUUUCUGUGAAACUGCUCUUUGAAAAUUUCUUUUUACACGUGUAAGCCAACUGAGAUACCAUGAUGGUGUUGAUUUCUUUUAAUGAUGCUUACCAUCUAUUUUAGCCACUGAGCCUUUUAUUAUUUGUCUAUUUGUAAAGUUUAUUUGUCUUAACUCAUUUAAUAAAUAUACUGUUUAUCUGUUUCUGAA